This is a messenger RNA of Dicrocoelium dendriticum, 1415 nucleotides long. Lineage: Eukaryota; Metazoa; Platyhelminthes; Trematoda; Plagiorchiida; Dicrocoeliidae. The record is from the annotation of a GenBank genome assembly.
GUCUCCGUUCCAACCAGCCCGACGCAUCGUUUGUUGGACUUGCCCUGUGACGCGCCGUAGGUUGACUCCAACUCAACCAUCCUCGCGUGAUCCAGCGUUUUCACCAUGGACGACACUGAAGUAAAGCUUGAACAUCGAAGUGCCGGGGGGCUUUGCUAGCUUACCGGCACACGAAACAGGACGCUCGUUGGAAGAAGGCGUUUUUCGUCCCCGAAGAUCUGACAUAACCUGACCUGAUAAAGCCCCCUAAGACGCGCGCGGUUUAAAAUCUCAAAAAAGAUGUUUUUAGCAAUCUGCCUUCAAACUAUACUUGGAAGCAUAGUCCAAAGGGGCAGUCUACAAACUUUACACUGUUCGCGUCAAGUCGCAAUUGAACUUGAACUUGGAAUGCAAUUCCCUCACAUAUGUACCACUUGGAAAGAAUUGCGGCUUCCGUGGGGAAUAUCACUUACACUCAUGGAAUGUAUGCGAUUGACCCCUACUACUACGGCGACUGCCUCAAGGAAAAACGUGAUGAGGAGACAAUAUCCCUACUUAAACGUUUGGAGGCUUUGGAUUCCUCCGUCACACACCUUAUUUGUUUGCUGAAAUCCGAGUCUAAGUCGUCACUACGCACUUCGGUGGACGAACCGAAGAGUACAGAGUUAACAAAGCUUCAGACGCCGUCUCCUGCAACUGGAAUGUUCCCCUGCUUAUCUUUGGUUGUUCAAGCAAAUCCUUUGAACCCACCGUCGGCUGCACUUUUGUUCUUCAACUUAAUUCUCAAAAGUGCCUUUCGGCUUUCGCUUCAUUUUUAUGUCCACUCAAAUGUAUCACGGAUGCCUGAAAAGUUACUGGAUUUUAUGCGUUCACUGAAGUCGUACUACGCGGAUCCUGUGAUCAACGUACGGAUCGUUUGGUCUUCUGGUAUUCCAGAUUGUGUAACUUAUAGUGAUUUUCGUGCUGGUUUACUUUACGGUGAAUCAAUGCUAUUACUGAAAUUCCUCCAGUUUUUUCCAAACAACAGUUUUCCUGAUGCACAAAGCGUGUUAGUGAGCAUAGCCGCAUUGAAUAACGCCGAUGAAAGGUCGGAUGCGUUGCAAAGAAUUUCGCGGCAUCCACAUUUUCUCACAUUGGAUCGCACCGUUCCAAGUAUCGCUGACUGUUACCUAUACGCAGUGAUGCAGAGAAAACAUAUUUUCCCGCACCUAUCGUCCGAGCUUACCGCUUGGUACACUUUUUGCGACAAACAAUUGUCCCCGGUUAUGAACACUAUACUAUAGUGUCUUUAUGUCAUGUUAAUAAUGAAGUUUGUCGCCAGUCUAACGCUUUUCCAUGCCGCAACAUCAUAACAUAAGGUUUUCACAUUUCUGAUACGAAUGUUGCAAUCAUGUGUGUUGUCUUAUUUUAAUUUGUAAAUACAUAUGUGAAAGGGU